Molecule: messenger RNA, 186 nt
Organism: Podospora pseudopauciseta
Lineage: Eukaryota; Fungi; Ascomycota; Sordariomycetes; Sordariales; Podosporaceae
Exons: 2
Coding region: 1-186 (61 amino acids)
Source: RefSeq, a predicted model, not a curated record
AUGCGGAGCCCUCGCCCAGAUUACACCCCUCCCCACUUCACUCAGGACCAGGGGACAAGAGAAGAGUCAUCGCUCACCCUCUUCAGCAUUCAAAUAUCUUUCCUCAGCCUAGCCAUUGGAGCCAUUGCGCUUUUUGGUGGUAUCCUUCUUCCCGGUCUUGUUGAGACACAGCCGAGAGAGAAUUGA